AUGGAUGAUAAGGAUGAUUCAAGGUUUUUCCCAAAAAUUACUGGUUUGAAGGAUCAAAAUGAGUAUUGUUCCUCACUUUACUCUAAGGUUUCAGAACUGGGUUCUAUGUAUCCCAGGGCUGUUAUUUCAUAUCCUGGUGAUGAGGAGGGAAUUUUAGAAGAUGAAGAAUCAGGGGAUGAAAAUGUAGGAAUCAAUGGGGUUAGGAUGAUAGAGAAAGAUACCUAUGUGGAUAAUGGUGCUGAUGUCGAGGAAGAGGAUGAGGAAGAGGAAUUCGAUGAUUCUGAUGAUGAGGAGGAGGAGGAGGAGGAGGAUGAUAAUGAAGGUAUUGGCAUUGGAAGGCCACGAAAGAAGCGAAAGUUAAGAACCCUAAUAUCGAAUUAUGAAUUUGCUCCGCGUCUUCCCACCCCAUCGGUUGAGAAGGUGUUGAAAUCUCCGCCAUCAUGUGGUGGGAAGACUUCAGUGGAUGAUUGGACUGAUAGAGAGACAUUCGCCUUCUUAGAUGCGUGGGGAGAUUGGUUUGUUAGACUAGGAAGGACGAGCCUUCAUUCGACAGACUGGCUUGAAGUUGCAAAACAAGUAUCACGACAAACGAAUAUCGAGAGAACUGAUGCUCAGUGUCGUAAUCGAUUCUGUUUAUUGAGAAAGAAGUACAAAAAAGAGAAAACUCGGGUAUUAUCUGGUGGGAAUGACGAUAGCAAAUGGGUUUUCUAUAGGAAGAUGGAUAUGUUGCUGUCGUCUGCCCCAUCGCGACAAACUGGCCUUUCAUGUGGAGUUGAUUCGGGUGAAUAUGUGUUCAUGAACCCGAAUGUGUACUUGAAUUGUGCAAAUGGAUUGGACGAGAUGCGAGAUAGUCCCGAGUAUUCAGGUUCUUUGAAGGGCGAAGAGGAUGAUUCGGAUAAACUUCGACCUAACGAAAACAGAAAUAUAGGGAAAAAUUCAUGUUUUCGAUUGCUGGCUGAGUCUAUUAAUAAAUUCAGUGAGAUAUAUGAGAAAACUGAAAGUAAUAAGAGUAAGCAGAUGGUGGAGUUGGAAAACAUGAGGAAGGAUUUCCACAGGCAACUAGAUGCACAAAGGAGGCAGAUUUUAGAGAGAGCUCAGGCCGAGAUUGCAAGGAUACAACAAGCUCGUGAUUAUGAGAACGAUCUCUCGGGUGAAAAUCACAGCGGGUAG
This is a messenger RNA of Amaranthus tricolor (Joseph's coat), 1170 nucleotides long. RefSeq names its product trihelix transcription factor ENAP1-like. Gene Ontology annotation, molecular function: transcription cis-regulatory region binding. The coding region runs from base 1 to 1170 and encodes 389 amino acids. Lineage: Eukaryota; Viridiplantae; Streptophyta; Magnoliopsida; Caryophyllales; Amaranthaceae. The record is from RefSeq and is a predicted model, not a curated record. Gene Ontology annotation, cellular component: nucleus. The transcript has a single exon.